UUACACCUGGAUUUUAGUUAUUAAAACAACAUAUGAGGACAUAGAGAAACAGCUUAGACAGAACUAUUGUGCAUUAAUGCAAUAUUGAAACCGACCAGACCUUAUAACCUGUUGAUUUUCUCUUGGAUGAAACCAUGGAGGUGAACAAUGGAUCAGCUGUGAUGGAAGAAAAACAGGAAACAUCUACAGACAAAGAAAAAAUUUCCCAGUUGCUUAGGCUCAUGUACAAACCUCGCUGCAGGGAGGCGGAUUUUGCAGAUUUCUCAGAACUUCAGCAAAUAAAAUUGAAACUAUCAGUAUGGCAGGAGUCCAUUAGAGGCUGGUUCAGUCAGCACAGACAGCUGGUUCAUUACCUCUCUCUGCUCUGCUUCCUGCUCACCAUCAUCACUCUGCUCCUCACUCUCUGCUUGGUUCAGAUCACCUUGUUGUUCCAGUCACAGUCGACCCUGCAGGAAACCAAAGUCAGAGAUCUGACAAACAGACUGGAGAAGCUCAACCAGUCAUAUAACAUCCUGUUCUCCCAGUAUCCUGCUCUGAACAAGUACUGCCUCAUUAGCAAUGGCACCUCUGGAGAGCGUGAGUGCAGACCAUGUCCGACCUCAUGGAUGCCUCAAGGAGAGAAAUGUUUCUUCUUCAGUCAGGACAGAGCUGAUUGGAUCAGCAGCCAGUACCGCUGCAUGGCAGUGGGAGGCGCUGUGGCCACAGUCAGGACAGAGGAAGAACAGCUGUUUCUGUGGAAAACGGCCCACAGUCUGAGCCAGGGAGACUCAUACUGGCUCGGCCUGAGGAGCAGUAGUGCUGACGGGGGGUGAAAAUGGAGCGAUGGCUCCCUGGUGGAAAAGGGACCACAGUUUUGGGAGCGUGAGCCUGACCAAACAGCAGACAGCAUGGAGCUGUGUGGUCGACUCACUCCAGGAGAUUACAAGAAUAGCUGGUUCCCCUCCAGAUGCUCCAACCAGCUGAGGAGGAUCUGUGAGAGGAGACAAGCUGCUCUACAGUGAGAAGAGAGGACUGUGGGAUUGAUUGUCGUGAUCAUGACGACACGUCUCAAAUACAUGUAGCUUAACUCUUCAGUGGCCCUUGUGUAAAAAUGUCUUUAGUAUUAUCAAGGUCAGGAAUAACAUACAUCUUCAAUGGAGUAUAACCAUGUAUUAUAUCA
Seriola dumerili (greater amberjack) is the source of this 1159-nucleotide messenger RNA. Its product is annotated as C-type lectin domain family 1 member A-like. The transcript is spliced from 7 exons. The record is from RefSeq and is a predicted model, not a curated record. The coding region runs from base 135 to 812 and encodes 225 amino acids. Lineage: Eukaryota; Metazoa; Chordata; Actinopteri; Carangiformes; Carangidae.